This is a messenger RNA of Cladophialophora immunda, 1551 nucleotides long. RefSeq lists its product as uncharacterized. The record is from RefSeq and is a predicted model, not a curated record. Gene Ontology annotation, molecular function: iron ion binding; monooxygenase activity; heme binding. The transcript has 3 exons. NCBI's taxonomy places the organism in Eukaryota, Fungi, Ascomycota, Eurotiomycetes, Chaetothyriales, Herpotrichiellaceae. The coding region runs from base 1 to 1551 and encodes 516 amino acids.
AUGGGGCUGGCGCUUCAACUCACACAAAUAUUCCAGCAAUGGUGGUGGGCUAUUUUGUGUCUGCUAUUCUUUACAAGGCUUCUAUAUACCUAUUACAGGCUUUCGUUUGUCCCUGGCCCAGUAUUGGCCGGUGUGACUGACGUGUGGAGAUACUUUCACGGCAAGGCUGGUAAAUGCAUUCAUGACUACCAAUUGCACAGAAAAUACAACUCCAAGCUGGUACGUGUUGGGCCGAACCAGAUCUCGGUGUCAGAUGCGACAGAAGUGCCCAAAAUUUACGGCUUGAACCCGAUUUUCAACAAGGGGGAGGCUUAUGUGACCCACAGCUUCAAGAGCAUUCGGGGAGAGGUGAUGCCCAAUCUCUCUUCCACGCGCGACGAGAAACUCCAUGCGCGUUUGAGGAGGCCGGUCAAUCACGCCUAUUCCAUGAGCACGGUCAUUGACUACGAACAUCUGAUGGACUCCACAACCAAUGUGUUCUUCUCGGAGCUGACGGAACGUUUCGCACGUCCUGGCAGGGUUUGCGAUUUCGCGACCUGGCUCCAGAUGUAUGCCUUCGACGUUCUCGGUGAGAUCACCUUCAGCAAGCGGUUCGGCUUCCUGGAGGCCGGGCGUGAUCUGGAAAACAUGCUCUACCAUACUGCUCAACAUAUGGAAUACCUCGGCACGAUGGGACAAUUGCCAUCGCUCGACAAAUGGUUCCGACUCAACAACCCACUUGCGCGGCUGCUGGUGAAGGCCAAUGCCAUCGUCAAGUUCACCACCCAGCACAUUUAUGAGCACAAAGGCCAUCUCGAGGCACAAGGGAAACCGGAUUUUGUGACCCGCUUUCGAAUGGCUCAGGAGAAAUACCCCGACGUCAUGACCGACUCCCAAUUGAUCGACUUUGCCGUCACAAACGUCAGUGCCGGCUCCGACACGACGGCCAUAAUCCUCCGCGCCGUCUUCUUUUAUCUCUUGACAGAUCACCACAGGCUUGAGAGGGUCAUGGGCGAAAUCAGAGAGACACUGGCGCUGCGAGCCAGGGACAGCAGCUUUGGCGACCACUUCUCGUGGGCCGAGGCGCGGCAGAUGCCGUUCCUCCAAGCCUGUAUCAAAGAAUCUCUGCGCAUGCAUCCCGCGCUCGGAAUGAUCUUGCCUCGUGUGGUUCCUGUUCAAGGCACCACUAUCUGCGGCGUUUUCAUUCCCGGCGGCACCGAAGUGGGAUGCAAUGCGUGGACGGUCCACCGGGACAAAGAUGUAUAUGGUGAGGACGCCGACCUUUGGGUGCCAGAAAGAUGGUUGGACGAAGAUGAAGAAAAGGUGAAGAUGCUGGAGAGAUACAAUUUCGCCUUUGGUGCAGGGUCGCGGACUUGUAUCGGACGUCAUGUUGCCAUGCUUGAGAUAUCAAAGCUGGUGCCCGAGGUGUUUCGACACUUUGAGGUGGAAUUGAUAGACCCCAAUCGGUAUAAAGCGAAAGCGGGCUGGUUGGUGGUUCAAUCAGGAUUGGACGUCAGCCUGAAGGUGAGGGAUCCAAGAACGCUAGAUAUUCCUCAGCAGACAGUUGGAUGA